Phialemonium atrogriseum is the source of this 2700-nucleotide messenger RNA. Its product is annotated as nucleoporin POM33. Gene Ontology annotation, biological process: phosphatidylinositol dephosphorylation; phosphatidylinositol 3-kinase/protein kinase B signal transduction; cell motility. Lineage: Eukaryota; Fungi; Ascomycota; Sordariomycetes; Cephalothecales; Cephalothecaceae. Gene Ontology annotation, cellular component: plasma membrane; cytosol; nucleus. The record is from RefSeq and is a predicted model, not a curated record. Gene Ontology annotation, molecular function: protein tyrosine phosphatase activity; phosphatidylinositol-3,4,5-trisphosphate 3-phosphatase activity. Bases 1 to 2700 code for a protein of 899 amino acids. The transcript has 7 exons.
AUGGCUCCUCCGGCAGCAGACCUGCCCCUCGGCCAACGGAUGGCAAGGCUGGCCCAGACUCUGCAGUGUACGCAUUUGACCCUAAUACUCUCCCUUUUCCGAUACUCGCUGUCAUGGCUCCGCAUGAACUACUACUCCGGAAUGGCCCGGUUUUCUUACCGCCUCACCUUCAUCGCCGCCGCUGUCACGUACGGCAUCGUGGUCUACAAGACGUGGCGGGCUCGCCAAAAGACGGGCGCAAAGCAGCCCGGCGGUGCUCUGGGAUAUCUGUCUGACGAGAACAUCCAGUAUCUGGCCAUGGCCAUCGUGUGGCUCUUCAUGCCCCAGUAUCCCCUCGCCAUGCUCCCCUAUGGCAUCUACUCGGUAUUCCACGUCGCCACCUAUACUCGUGCCAACCUCAUCCCCACGAUUGUACCCCCCAAGGUCAUCGCCCCCGCCGGCGCUUCGCCGAACGGUAAGCCACAGUAUGCGACUCAUCCGCUCGCCGAUUCAAUUGGCGGGUUCGUCAAGCAAUAUUACGACAUGUCCAUGUCGGUCGUCUCGGGGCUCGAGAUCCUCUUGUGGGUCCGCCUGUUGUUCUCCGCCAUCCUCUUCCAGCGCCGCUCGUGGAUCCUCCUCGCCGUCUACACCGCCUUCCUCCGCGCCCGCUUCUCCCAGAGCAGCCACGUGCAGAACUCAUUCGCCCAGCUCGAGGCCCGCGUCGACAACCUCGUCGGUGCCCAGGGCACGCCGCCGGUGCUCCGCCAGGUCUGGGACGGCGCCAAGGGCGGUGCGAGGCAGUUUCACUCGGCCACCGACGUCAACAAGUACGUCAACGGCACCGCUGCUCCCAAGAAGACGUCUUUACUGCGCCAAAUCGUGGCCGGGCCCCGCUCCCAGCACUCGGAGACGGGCCUUGACCUCUGCUAUGUCACCUCUAACAUUAUCGCGACCUCCGGCCCCUCCCAGACAUACCCGCAGCUGGCAUACCGCAACCCGCUGGACCGGCUAGUCGCCUUCCUCGACGCCCGGCACGGCGACGGCUGGGCGAUAUGGGAGUUCCGGGCCGAGGGGACCGGAUACCCGGACGAGGCCGUCUACGGCCGGAUCCGGCACUACCCGUGGCCGGACCACCACCCGCCACCGUUCGCGCUCGUGCCCAUGAUCAUGGCCAGCAUGCGGAACUGGCUGAGCGGGGGCGCGCUGGAUGGCGGAAGGGUGGAGGACGACGCGGGAGGGGAUGGCCACGACGGCGACGGCGACGGCAAAGAUAAGAAGAGGGAGAAGACGAAAACGAAGAAGGAUGACAGGGUGGUGGUCGUGCACUGCAAGGCCGGCAAGGGCCGAUCCGGCAGCAUGGCGUGCAGCUACCUCAUCUCCGAGUGCGGCUGGGCGCCCGAGGACGCGCUCGCGCGCUUCACCGAGCGGCGGAUGCGGCCGCGGUUCGGCGCCGGCGUCAGCAUCCCCAGCCAGCUGCGGUGGAUCAGCUACGUGGACAGGUGGACCAAGGGCGGCAAGAGGUUCGCGGACCGGCCCGUCGAGGUGCUCGAGGUGCACGUCUGGGGCCUGCGGCACGGCGUCAAGGUGUCGGUGGAGGGCUUCGCCGACGAGGGGAAGCGCAUCGAGGUCCUGCACACGUUCACGGGCGACGAGCGCAUCGUCGUCGAGGCCGGCGCGCCCGGCGGCGCGGGCAUCGUCGAUCUGGUCUCCGACAUGGCUGGGUACGGCAUCGCCGGUGCCGACGAUGACGACGAGAUCGUCGAGGAUGCAGACUACCGGGGGAUCGCGCGCGGUCAGGGGAUAAGGGCCAAGGGUGACAGGACGCCCGAGAGAAGCAGCUCCAAGGCCUCGAACGGCAGCUCAAAGGCAUCGUCCUUCUUCCUCAGGAUGACAAACUCCAUGCCCAAGGCCACGUCGAGCAACAGGAACGUCACCGGCAGCCCCAACAGGCUCAGCCGCCACGCCAAGAGCAGAACUAUCACCAUCCCAGACUCCCCCGCCUCAUCGCCAAACCCGCCCACCACCCCGCCUCCCACCGAGGCGCCCGGAUCCCCCUCGGCGACCUUCGCGUCGGCCUCGGAGCCCGGCGGCCAGGCCGUCGUCUUCCGCCCGCGAUCGCCGAUCCGCCUCGCCGGCGGCGACGUCAAGGUCGCGCUGGAGCGGCGCAACCGGGCGCCGCGGCUGGGCGACGGGUGGACGGUUGUGACGGCCGUGGCGCACGCGUGGUUCAACGCCUUCUUCGAAGGGGGCGGGGCGGAGGCGGAGGGGGCCGCCGGGGCGCCGGACGAGAGCGGCGUGUUCGAGGUGCCCUGGGAGGGCAUGGAUGGGAUCAAGGGGUCGAGUAGGAAGGGGGCCAAGGCGUGCGAUCGCGUUGCUGUUGUGUGGAGGUUCGUUGGGGAGGGGGAGGGAGUUGUGGGCGAGCCUGCGCUGGGGGGCCCCGUGCCGCAGAUGAGACCGGCGGAUUGGAAGGGCGCGAAUGAGGUGGAUCCCGAAGGGGGGAAACGCCUGGGUCUCCGGGCGGAGGAGCCAGACAGCGUGGCGGUUAGUAAGGCGAGUAGUAUCAGGAGUCAGGAGGGGGCUGGAGGGGAAGGCACUCAGCCUGGCCCUGGUGCUGAAUCACAGGAGGAUGACUCAAUUAAGGGAGUCAAGACCAGUGGCCCGUCUGGGGAGGAGAUCCUGGAUGAGCCUCUAGGGGCCGAGCGCGAGCCUGAGCUGGGUUGA